Messenger RNA from Oenanthe melanoleuca, 3286 nucleotides. RefSeq names its product ribonuclease T2 (gene RNASET2). Gene Ontology annotation, biological process: RNA catabolic process. Gene Ontology annotation, cellular component: extracellular region. The record is from RefSeq and is a predicted model, not a curated record. The coding region runs from base 65 to 1054 and encodes 329 amino acids. The transcript has 10 exons. Gene Ontology annotation, molecular function: ribonuclease T2 activity; RNA binding. NCBI's taxonomy places the organism in Eukaryota, Metazoa, Chordata, Aves, Passeriformes, Muscicapidae.
CCUGCAAAGAUAAAAGGAAAAAUCAGUCCGAGAGAACAGCUCGGCGUGCUUAUCUACUGAUUUAAUGGGCAGCGACAAAGACUUCAGUGCCGCAUGGAGCCCGGAUAUCCUUCAUGUGACACGAUGGACGAUCCGCACUGCUCACAAGGAUCUGGAGAGCUUCACUGUUUAUAACUCUUCGAGAAAAUUUCUGAAACUUUUGAUACCUCUUGGACAACAGCAGAUGGAUCACUCAUUCCAUCCAGCACAUUUUCACGUUUUCACAGAAAGCUAUUUGGAUAACAAAAUGAAACCUGCAAAGCUGCACUUUUGGAUUCUGGGUUGGUUUACCAUGGCAUUAUGUUGUUGGUAUACUUCAGAGGCAUUUACUCAAAGUGACAUCCGCUCUCAUCCAUGGAAAAAGCUGUAUUUUGCUCAUCAUUGGCCAGUGACUGUAUGUAAGAUGAAUGCUAAUGAUUGUCAUGACCCACCAAAGUACUGGACAAUCCAUGGACUGUGGCCUGACAGAGCUGAAGACUGUAAUAGAACAUGGCAUUUCAAUGUCACCGAGAUCAAGGAUCUUAUGUCAGACAUGAGACAGUACUGGCCUGAUGUGCUUCAUUCAUCUCUGAAUCGCACCCAGUUCUGGAAACAUGAGUGGGACAAACAUGGCACUUGUGCAGCCACACUUGAAGUCCUUAAUUCUCAGAAAAAAUACUUUGGUAAAGCCUUAGAACUCUACCAGCAUAUUGAUCUCAAUGGUUGUCUCUUGAAAGCUGGGAUAAAGCCGAGCAGUUCAUAUUACAAGAUGACUGCUAUAAAGGAAGCUCUUACAAGAUUUUAUGGUGUAACACCAAAGAUCCAAUGCAUUCCUCCAGAAGAGGGUGAAGAAGCACAAACAAUUGGCCAGAUUGAAUUCUGCUUCACCAAAGAACUGCAGCUGGUAAACUGUGUGGCACUGGAGGGUGAAUCCAGCCCAAUGCAGGCUCACUUGAAGCUUGGAACUUCAGAGCUGUCGGUCUGCAAUGAUACUCUCCCAACCUAUUAUCCUUCAGAAGUCCAAGGUCACAAAUGAAGCCAUAAGAGUUUGAAAAACUUCUUAAACGACAACAAAACCCAACCUCAUGUAAUAUUACAAGCCCCUGUCCAUAUCACAGGUCUACAGGGAAGAUUUCUGCUGGAAAACACAGUUCUUUUGCUAUUAAAGGAGAGUGGUUCACAUAGUGGAUCAGCAUCAGAUCUACAGCUUGGUCUGGAUUUUUUGGCUUGCUUAUGGUUUGAAUCAAUGUUCAAAAGAGUUUGACAUGCAGUUAAGUCUGCCAUUUCAGCUGCUCUUUGGUUUUUACCAGUGAGUCAGGGAAAUUAAGUAAUUCUUUGUAUUGAAAGGAUGAUCAUCUCUCUGAGAUGAGGUGACAAUUUCUUAAGAAAAUACUGUAAACAAAAAACUAUGAGACCUGUCUGAAGGUCAAUUCCCAGAUAUAAUAGCCACUGCCUUGCAUAAUUGCUCUCCAGAAGUGCAGGACAGAGAGGUGUUGAACAUUUUCUCACUCAGGAAUCACAGUGGACCAAAGACAACUUUUGCAUAACUUCUUAGUGAAGUAAUAACUUUCUGCAAGUUUGGGCUCUUCUACCUAAAACAUCUCAGGGAGACUGUAUCUAUAGCCUUACCUGUUCUUUGAUUAUUUUUGGGGCAGUAGCUCCAUAUAAUCUUGAGGAACAACCAAUGCUAGAGCUUGAUGUUUAUAUAGGAGAACGCUAGCCCCUAGAAAUAUGUUGUUACUAAUUUUUAGUUGUGUUUGAGCAUUCAGCAUUUCUACUUGUGAGUGCCUGCACUUUUAUAUAAAAACAAGAUUGUCAUGUAAUCACUUUGUUCCAAGAAAAAGCUUUUUACAGAUGAAACAAUAAAUACUGAAGGAUUUUCAGUAAAAGGUACAGAUGUUGGCAUCUCUACCCCAUAAUGAUGAGCAACAUGCCACAAAGUUAGAUGUUUCCAAAGGGAACCAAAUUUUGAUGACAUGUUCCCCACAGUGCUCUGUUGAUCUAUGUGUCUCAAAUUGUGUUUCAAAGACAAUUAAGGCUCAAGGAACCAUCUGUUUGUUAGAAUAAUGUUAACUGUGAAAACAUGAAAUGCAAUAUUAGAAACAAAUUUGUUAUUUUGAGGGGUUAAAAACCAUUUACUCUGACUUGUGACUGUCCCUGUUUCUCUACCACCUUUCAUUUAAUGCUCUGUUACAUUUACAUUGCAGAAUGCUAUCUGUUUUUCAGGCUUUUCUUGAAGCUCAGAUAUUUAUUUAUUUUAACAGCCAAGAAAUUAUUAUGGUGUGUCAAACGAGUGAUUGUUGGGUUUGCCUGUUUUUCUGCAGUUGCUUUAAUUCCUCAGUCUUGUUUCUCAAUCAAAGGUAAAGCUGACUUUUGCCAAAAGGAGUCAGCAGAUACACAAGUCACAAAUGACCAAACUGCAGAAUAGAUAGUAUGGAUUCCAUGCAUUUUUUCAGCCUCAUUUUCAAAUGCAAGAAAUGCGAAGGAGCUGAUAAGUCUUAACAUUUUGAGAAGAAAAUAACAUAAUCCAAAAUGAGUGAGGGAGACAACAUGCCAGCAACUGAGUAAAAAUUGGCUGAGAAAAAGUAAAGCUUGGCUAAAACAACCUCAUGUACUCUGAAGUCCCAUUUAAAGGGACUUACCUGAAGUACUGUGUUGGCCUUAAAAAGCCCACAUCCACAUACUUUUUAUUACAGAUUAAAUAUUUAAAUUUUCUAUGGUGAACUUUUCAGUAGUAGCAAUAAAACAUUAUGUAUAAGACUACUGUUGCUUGGAUUUUGGCAAACCCACCUGCCUAACUUCUGGGUAGACACAAAUGUCUUUUAAAAGCUACCUACUGAUUUUUAUACAGAGAUGUGCCAAGACAUUAUGAAGUUUUAAGUGAUAUAUUUAGGGGAUGCUGUAAGUCUGUAUCUGGGCAGCCAGGAGAACAGAUGAAUGAAUGCUAUCACCACUUCAGAUCAUGUCCCAAGAUCAAAGAUCUUGUCCAGCCCUUUGUGUUCUCUAGCAAUGGCUCACAGCCAGUUGUGAGCCUUGUCAGUUGCUUUCCAUCAGAGUGAAUGUAAUUUCAAGAGCUGGAUUAAGGCUGUUUAAAUAAAAGAAGCAAACAAAGGUAUAUUGGGAGCCAUAAAAUUCAGUUCUGAAAAGUGUCACUCACUUCCUUGUGCAAUACAAAUUCUGUCAGCCUUGAAAAUUCAGCACAGCCUGGGGAUGAUGGGUCCUAUAUUCUUUUCUGCAUCAUUGAAUAAAUUAACUAAAUUCCAGCAGA